Molecule: messenger RNA, 691 nt
Organism: Hyaena hyaena (striped hyena)
Lineage: Eukaryota; Metazoa; Chordata; Mammalia; Carnivora; Hyaenidae
Product: inactive phospholipase D5
Exons: 4
Source: RefSeq, a predicted model, not a curated record
CGCUCGCUCCUCCUCCAGCCCCGGCCCGGCCUCCCGCGCGCCCCCCAGCCCGCUGCGCGCCGGCCGCCGCCCGGUCAUGUCAGCAUGGAGAUCCGGCAGCACGAGUGGCUCUCGGCCUCCCCCCACGAGGGCUUCGAGCAGAUGAGGCUCAAAAGCCGCCCCAAGGAGCCCUCGCCGAGCCUGACCCGAGUGGGCGCGAACUUCUACAGCAGCGUCAAGCAGCAGGACUACAGCGCCAGCGUCUGGCUCCGGAGGAAAGACAAGCUGGAGCACUCCCAGCAGAAAUGCAUUGUGAUCUUCGCCCUGGUGUGCUGCUUUGCCAUUCUUGUGGCGUUGAUAUUUUCUGCCGUGGACAUCAUGGGAGAGGAUGAAGAUGGACUCUCAGAAAAAAAUUGUCAAAAUAAAUGUCGAAUUGCCCUGGUGGAAAAUAUUCCUGAAGGCCUUAACUAUUCAGAAAAUGCACCAUUUCACUUAUCACUUUUCCAAGGCUGGAUGAAUUUACUCAACAUGGCCAAAAAGUCUGUUGACAUAGUAUCUUCCCAUUGGGAUCUCAACCACAGUCAUCCAUCAGCAUGUCAGGGUCAACGUCUUUUCGAAAAGUUGCUCCAGCUGACUUCGCAAAAUAUCGAAAUCAAGCUAGUGAGUGACGUAACAGCUGACUCAAAGGUAUUAGAAGCCUUGAGAUUAAAGG